Zalophus californianus (California sea lion) is the source of this 1513-nucleotide messenger RNA. It is a transcript of the gene TCEA2, whose product is annotated as transcription elongation factor A2. The transcript is spliced from 10 exons. Gene Ontology annotation, biological process: DNA-templated transcription; transcription elongation by RNA polymerase II. The record is from RefSeq and is a predicted model, not a curated record. Gene Ontology annotation, cellular component: nucleus. The coding region runs from base 145 to 1302 and encodes 385 amino acids. Gene Ontology annotation, molecular function: zinc ion binding; nucleic acid binding. Lineage: Eukaryota; Metazoa; Chordata; Mammalia; Carnivora; Otariidae.
CCGGCACGUACGUUCUGGUCCCGCGCUACCGCAGCGCCCUCCGCCGGCUAACCGGCUCGCGCGGGGUCUUGUGGGACUGCGAGUCUUUCGGCCCAGUCGGCCUCCGGCGAGGGCCCGCGUCAGGACUACACUCCCCAGGAAGCCAUGCAAAUCUGCGUGUCUUCUGGGGGUUGUGGUCCAGGGCGGGGCGAGUGCGCGCGAGGUGGGCGGCCGUGGGAACUACAUGUCCCACGAUGCAGCGCGGCGACCGCGGGGGCCGGGGGUUUGAACGGAGGGUCUCCCGCCCGCGGUAGGGCUGCGUCGGCUGUGACGGGUGCGGGCGACGGCGACGACCGGGGCAGGGGUCCAGGCCCGGAGGCUGAGGCUGGCGCGGCGGGCGCUGGGGGCCCUGCCCCCGAGGCGAUGAUGGGCAAGGAAGAGGAGAUUGCGCGGAUCGCCCGGAGGCUGGACAAGAUGGUGACCAAGAAGAGCGCGGAGGGAGCCAUGGACCUGCUGCGGGAGCUGAAGGCCAUGCCUGUCACGCUGCACCUGCUGCAGUCUACACGGGUCGGCAUGUCUGUCAACGCCCUGCGGAAGCAGAGCUCGGAUGAGGAGGUCAUCGCGCUGGCCAAGUCUCUCAUCAAGUCCUGGAAGAAGCUCCUGGAUGCUUCAGAUGCCAAAGCCAGGGAGCAAAGGAGGGGCGGGCCUCUGCCCACAUCGUCCUCGAAGGAGGCCCCCGAGGCCAAGGAUCCCAGCCGCAAGAGGCCAGAGCUGCCCAGGAUGCCAUCGGCCCCAAGGAUCACCACGUUUCCCCCGGUGCCGGUCACCUGCGAUGCUGUGCGUAGCAAGUGCCGCGAGAUGCUGACCGCCGCCCUGCAGACAGACCAUGAUCACAUGGCCGUUGGUGCAGACUGCGAGGGCCUGUCAGCCCAGAUUGAGGAAUGCAUCUUCCGGGACGUGGGGAACACGGACAUGAAGUACAAAAACCGUGUGAGGAGCCGCAUCUCCAACCUCAAGGACGCUAAGAACCCCGACCUGCGACGGAACGUACUGUGUGGCGCCAUAACACCCCAGCAGAUCGCUGUGAUGACAUCGGAGAUGGCCAGUGAUGAGCUGAAGGAGAUCCGGAAGGCAAUGACCAAGGAGGCCAUCCGAGAGCACCAGAUGGCCCGCACGGGGGGCACACAGACGGACCUGUUCACCUGCGGGAAAUGCAGGAGGAAGAACUGCACCUACACGCAGGUGCAGACCCGCAGCUCUGAUGAGCCCAUGACCACCUUUGUUGUCUGCAAUGAGUGUGGAAAUCGCUGGAAGUUCUGCUGAGCCCUCCUUGAGACGCGUGUGAAGCCUUGGGCUGCAGCCAGCACAUUGCCACAGCCUUCCCUGCGUCCUGUCGACAGACAGACACUGCUUCUUGAGACCUACCCUGUGCCCCCCUGAACUCCCCAGGGGGCUGUGCAUCCUGCUCCCCCAUCAUGCCUGCAGUACACCUUUCUUCCUUUCUCCCCAAAUUAUUAAAUGUUUCUUUUUGCCA